AUUCUAUACUAAUGUAUUUGAAAUUUUGUUGACUCGAUUCUCACUCUUCCCUGAAAGGAAAAUGACGAAAUCAGCAGGGGAAGAUGUGGGUAUUGAUUACUGGAUGAAAUGGCAAGUUAUGGUAUGUGGGUUGAUCAUAGCAAUCCCAGCUGCAAUUGUGAUCAACAUCAUAAAAUCAAGGAACAGAAAUCUGAAAAAAUCCCAGAAUUUGAAUAACUACUUAUUAUGGCUUCCUUCCUGGAGAAACCUCCACCCAAAAUGGCUUCUUCUCUACAGAGCCUUCGCUUUUCUUUCUAUGGCUUUCCUUCUCUACCAGAUUCUUCUAUUUGCUGGUCUUUUCGCUUUGUAUUUUUAUACCCAGUGGACUUUUGUGUUGGUUAUGCUCUAUUUUGCGAUUGGGACCUUUGUUUCUGCCCAAGGAUGCUUAAUGUCUUCUAACAAAGCUCCAACCGGAAACGCGGAGAAACACAAGGUUGUAGAAAAAGAAUCAGGUACUGCCUUGAGCAGCACCAACUUGCAACUUCAUGAUGGUGGUGAUGAAUCCCAUGAAGGAGCAGGAGUUCUGGGGUCACUUAUGCUUAUAAUUUACCAGACUUCUGCAGGUGCUUCUGUACUUACAGACUUGGUAUUCUGGUUUAUAUUGGUGCCGAUGAUGUCAGGAAAACAGUUUCAACUCACUUUGUUGAUAGGAUGUAUCCACUCACUAAAUGUAGUCUUCCUGGUCAUUGAUGCUCUUCUUAAUGCUCUUCCGUUUGAAUGGUUUGGCUUCUGCUACUUCAUACUUUGGAGCAUCACAUAUGUGACAUUCCAGUGGAUACUUCAUGCAUGUGGUUCCACAUGGUGGCCUUAUCCUUUCUUGGAGCUCUCAACGCCAUGGGCGCCUCUGUGGUAUCUUGGAUUGGCUCUAAUUCAUGUUCCAUGUUACGGUGUUUACUACAUGUUCGUUAAAGCAAAAAACUUGAUUUUCUCAAAGCUGUUCGAGCGAGCAUUCGUGAGAUCACAUGGAUGGAUAUUACAGCACCAUAAAGCAGCCUGAGAAUUUUAGAGAAAUUAAAGCAAACUGAAAUUGAAGACUGAAGCGAGAUACUGUACUAAUGAUAAUAAUUAGAGGUUGUAAUUGUAAACUUGGCUUAAGCCAAACAAACAAGUGGAGGCUGCAAUAUAUGUUACAAAUUCUUAGUUACUGAUAAUAUGCUAUUAUACCAAA
Messenger RNA from Beta vulgaris subsp. vulgaris (sugar beet), 1207 nucleotides. RefSeq lists its product as hypothetical. The coding region runs from base 62 to 1036 and encodes 324 amino acids. The record is from RefSeq and is a predicted model, not a curated record. The transcript is spliced from 9 exons. Gene Ontology annotation, cellular component: membrane. Lineage: Eukaryota; Viridiplantae; Streptophyta; Magnoliopsida; Caryophyllales; Amaranthaceae.